UGGAGGGGUUGAGACGUGAAGAAUAUGAGCCGAGGGAAAUAGUGAAACGUGUUCGUUCAUAUUUGAUCGGAUUCCCUCCAAGCGCCAACUAUAAAUAUAAUUUCUGUUUCUGUUCGAAAUUCAAUUACGUUCCUUCCCAGAUCUAUGGAUUAAUUGCAAUCUCAUAUCAGUCGUUUCUUUCCAUUCCAAUCUCCUCGAAUGCUGUUGCGUUUGAAAUCGCAGAGAGGCCUUGGGAUUCUGGUGUAAGAAUUAGGGUUUCGACGAUGCCUUCGGUUUCCUUUGCUCUCCUUCUACGCCAUCUGGUCCCUUCCUUGGCCAUAUUCCACGGUGGAUCCUCCUCUCAUCGUCUCAAACAUCUCGAAAAAAGUGAUCGGCGUUGUAGUCUUAGUUAACAUCGUUUCCUUCUUCUGCUUCUCAUCUUUCCAGAACACCUCUUUUGGUUUCCUCUCAUCUCUCUGUGUUUUGCGUUCACUUCAUAGACCUCUAAAAUUUUGCCGCUGAAAACGCCGUCUUUUAAAGUGCCUAAUACAAUUGAUGGACACGCCCUCUCCCGUUAAUGCUGUGCAUGACAACAUCAUAAGUAAGCUUGAAGGCAUUUUUAGUGAGUCAUUACAUAUACAAGAUGCUCAGAAGUCAGAACAUGCAUCUGAGGAGCAUCAUAUUGGUAAUUGUGAUGUGGGGGAGCGGAACUUACGUGGAGGUUUUGAACUGCAAGAAACCAAAUUAGACAUAAAUUGCUUGAAAAAGUGUCCAAACUUCCCUUAUCCCGAUGUGUUGUUGCCUUCAAGUUCUUCUGAGGAGGAGAAUGAUACGUCACCCUCUAAGCAAUCUCCAAAACAAAGCUACUCAAGCUCGGUAUCUUUGUCAGCACCUUCAAAGCUUGUUUCCGCCAUGAAAGGUAGCCGUGAGAAAGAGGGAAGAUCACAAAUGACAUUGACAGUUAAAUGGGCCCCUGAUGUGUAUGAUCCUAUACCUACAUUGUCAUCACAUACUGUCAAAAUCAAGAAACAGCCGAAAUCCAGGAGCAGGAAGAAUGAAAAGAAAAAUGGAAAGAAGAGUCAGAAGGUGAACUACUCUAAAAGAGGCAGCAGCAAAGAUAAACAGUAUCUAAAUAGGUGGCUUCAUUCUCGUGGUGAAAUGUUUGAAGCUUCCACUGAAUUAGAUAAUCUUGAUGUUGCUAACCAUGAUUCCCACUGUGGAACUAGCUACUUAAAAACAUCAGUUACAAAGGUUCACUAUCCUAUUGGAGAAGCGCUGUAACAUUCUUGAUUGUAUCACGUAUCGAGACUGCACAAGUUGAUAAUUUCCUGUUAUGUUGUAUCAUAUGAAUAGCUUGACCAAGGCUGUUUUAGAACACACAAUGUACCUCGCAAAGCAGCCAGCCUAAUGUGGGUUAUAUAUCAAUAAGGAAUUACGGGGAUACCAUGCUGAGCAUGUACACAAUGUAAAAUAAGCUUAAUGAUUUUAACUUCUCUCAAAAACUGAUUAUGUGUCAACCAAAUUAUAGUUUAUUGGAAAUAAUUAUUUUAAUUUUCUUA
Cajanus cajan (pigeon pea) is the source of this 1538-nucleotide messenger RNA. RefSeq lists its product as uncharacterized. NCBI's taxonomy places the organism in Eukaryota, Viridiplantae, Streptophyta, Magnoliopsida, Fabales, Fabaceae. The record is from RefSeq and is a predicted model, not a curated record.